This is a messenger RNA of Rattus norvegicus (Norway rat), 1495 nucleotides long. NCBI's taxonomy places the organism in Eukaryota, Metazoa, Chordata, Mammalia, Rodentia, Muridae. The record is from RefSeq and is a predicted model, not a curated record.
ACACAACAUGUGACAUUGUGUGUCACUGUAGUGUUUGUGGAUGAUAGGGAACAGUCAGAGACCAAGUUUCAGCACAUUUCACCCAAGACCAGGAACAAUUAUUCUAUCUCUGGUGAUACAGCAGAAAUGGAAGAAAUAGGCUAAGCUGAGAGUUGCCUGGGAAAACACGUGAAUGAGCGGACACCAAGGAAGGAAAACAAGAAGUUCUCCACGCCUUAUUAGAUAAGGAUCAAGCCAAAGGCUUCAAGAAUAUUAGUUGUCUAUCAUGAAGGUUUACUGAAUGUUACCAAGUAAUGUUUAGUAUGUGCUGAGAAGAGCAAAUGGCUGUCUUCCUUUUACUAUGUUACCAUGGAAGUUAUUAUGCAUUCUAUGCACUCAAGUGGAAUGAGAUGUUUUACUGCAGAAUCUGAAAACAGCCCAGCUUGCUCUGCUUUACCCAAAGCUUCCUGGGAACUCCCUAAGGCUCUGAGUCUCUGCACCCCAGAGGUGCUGUCCUGCAAUUCCAAAAGACAUUACACUGCUGACAAGAGUAGAUGCUGAUUUUUUUAUAUUGUUUUUACCAACCAUGGAACAAAGUAAUGGCACCAGAGUGACUGAAUUUAUUCUUCUGGGAUUUGCUGGGCAGCACAAAUCUUGGCACAUUCUGUUCAUAAUAUUUCUAAUGAUCUAUGUUGCCACACUCAUGGGUAACAUUGGCAUGAUCCUGCUCAUCAAAUUUGAUUCUUCCCUCCACACUCCCAUGUACUUUUUCCUACAACAUCUAGCCUUUGUCGAUCUCUGUUAUACCUCAGCUAUUACCCCCAAGAUGUUAAAAAACUUCAUAGAGACAAAAGCAUCCAUCUCCUACAUAGGAUGUAUGUUACAGCUGCUAGCCUAUGGUACUUUUGCAACCAUCGACUGCUUCAUCCUGGCUGCUAUGGCUGUGGACCGCUAUGUGGCCAUUUGUAACCCACUGCGCUAUCCCAUAAUCAUGUCUCAGAGACUGUGCAUUCUGCUGCUGGUUGGUUCAUAUACCAUGGGCUUCCUAAAUGCUUCUGUAAACACAAGUUUUACAUUCUCACUGAACUUCUGCAAUUCCAAUGCCAUCAAUCACUUCUUCUGUGAUGAACCUCCCAUUCUUGCCCUAUCGUGCUCCAGUAUUGACUUCAGUAUCCUGCUACUGACAGUCUUUGUGGGGUUCAACCUCAUGAGCACUGUGCUGGUUGUCAUCUUUUCCUACAUAUAUAUCUUGGCUGCUAUCCUAAGGAUGUCUUCUGCUGCAGGAAGGAAAAAGGCCUUCUCCACAUGUGCCUCCCACCUGACUGCAGUCACCAUUUUUUAUGGGACUCUCUCCUAUAUGUAUCUACACCCGCAUACCAAUGAAUCUCAAGAGCAAGAAAAGGCAGCUUCUGUAUUUUAUGGCAUAAUUAUUCCCAUGUUGAACCCCUUGAUCUAUAGUCUGAGAAACCAAGAUGUAAUAGAAGCCUUUAAAAAGAUGAGUAAGAAAUGGUUAUAA